This is a messenger RNA of Prorocentrum cordatum, 282 nucleotides long. The record is from the annotation of a GenBank genome assembly. Lineage: Eukaryota; Dinophyceae; Prorocentrales; Prorocentraceae.
CUUCAGGGCCGCGCCGCCCCGCGCCCGGGGCAUCGGCCGGCCAUGGCCCUGCUCAGCGUGCCGGUGGCCCGUGGCCGCCCCGAUGCGGCGGCCCGCGCCGCGGCCAGCGCCGGCUCCGCAGCGGACUGGCGGCGAGCUCGCCCCCGCGCCGAGCGCGGGCUGCGGGCGCCGCUGGCGCGGCUAGCUCCCCUGGCCGGGCUCGCGCUGCAGGCGCGGCGCGGCAGGAGCGGCAGGAGGGCCAAGUACAACAGGCAGGAGGCCGAGCAGUACGGCAGGCAGGAG